AUGUCGGACGGUGAUCCCUCAAUACAUAUGAAUAAUUUGGAUUUGGACCCUACUGCCGUCAUGUAUCAUCAUCAUGCAGACAACCUCGGGUCCAUGAAUAGGGUCUUGUCAGCCUCGCAGGCCGACCAAAGUUUAUCUGAUAAUUUAAUGAGCGACAUGUUACAGGAUAAUUUGUUUAAUGAUUUUGAUGGUUUACCUGAUAUGAACAUGAACAUUGAUAUGAAUACUCUUGGCGACAAUGGCAACAUUCCAAAAUCUUUCACGCCGCUCAACAAUUUGAUGUCGCAGACCGGAAAUGACCAAACCGAUGACGCGGGAAAGGCUCUAACAAAUGUCGGGGAUAGUCAGAUGGGAGAAGUUGGUGCAGGACCGUUACCCGCAGGCUUUGGCGCUCAGCCUUCACUCCCCAGUAGCAGCUCAGUUAACGAUUUUACCAAACGAAGAAAUUGGCCACAAAAGGUUGUCGAGGAGAUUAAGGAUUUUAUGCACGUAUUAACCCCCAAUGGAAAGCUGGUGUAUGCGUCUCCUAGCUGUCAUGCCCUCACUGGAUAUACGCCCGAGGAACUCGCGGGUAAAUUCAUUCAGGAUUUGAUACAUCCGGAUGAUAGUGCAAUGUAUCUUAGGGAGUUCAACGAAUCCAUCGCGUCAGGCAAUCCACUACGCUUCUACUACCGAUUUCACAAGAAAGACAAGACGUUCAUAAUUUUCGAGUCGCAUGGACAUGCUCAUUAUGCAUCGACAGCCCCUCCAUCGACCACUCAACAGUCACAAGCAGAAACCGCAGAUUAUUGCAGAGGAUUUUUUAUGAUGGCACGGGAAUAUCCAACAAAAAACGCUAUUUUAUUGGAUUCAUUUUUGGAACACAAAACCGAGUUUGAGCGAAUGUCGAAGAAGAUUAGGGAUCUCAAGAGAGAAGAGGAGGAAGAAUACGAAGAUAGUGAAAGAAAUUAUCAUAAGCAACCAUCAGAUUCAUCUGAGACGAUAACCACAGCCAUGAGCACAUCUAUGCCUAUCGAUCCAAGCCAUCCUGAUUUUAUAGCAAUGCCUCCUCCAGCGAGGCCGGAUAUGUCAUAUAGCACUUUGACCAAAGCGAAUCUCGAGGAUGCAAGUUCUGGUAGCAAACCCGAUUCCAUGAAAGACAAAAUGAUGAGAUAUGAGGGCGUGGAUAGCAUAGAAAUGCUCACUGGGUUACAAUACCGAGAAGGUGAAAGAAGUCAAGGGAUCAGCACUGGUGACCAUAGUCCAGCUUUGAUUAGAGGUGAUGCUGGGAUUGCCAUACCAGCUGACAAGGAUGGCCGUUCAGGAGACAAAAAGAAGAAGAUGAAGCUGGUCGAUGAAUAUGUUUGUACGGAUUGUGGUACUCUGGAUUCACCAGAAUGGCGCAAAGGUCCUCAAGGUCCCAAGACGCUUUGUAACGCUUGUGGUCUUCGUUGGGCCAAGAAGGAAAAGAAACAAAAGCCGGAGCCUUUGAAUCCUUCUGCGGGACCUUGA
Molecule: messenger RNA, 1491 nt
Organism: Sclerotinia sclerotiorum 1980 UF-70
Lineage: Eukaryota; Fungi; Ascomycota; Leotiomycetes; Helotiales; Sclerotiniaceae
Exons: 3
Coding region: 1-1491 (496 amino acids)
Biological process (GO): regulation of DNA-templated transcription
Cellular component (GO): nucleus
Molecular function (GO): protein binding; sequence-specific DNA binding; zinc ion binding
Source: RefSeq, a predicted model, not a curated record